UUCCAGUGGAUUCAGUGGUCAACUGCCUCAUGGUAGCAGCUUGCAGCGUACACAAUGCUUACAGAAGAAGUUCACCACCGCUAGAACCUCCGAUCUUCAACUAUGUCAGUUCAGUGGAGAACAGGAUCACUUGGGGCGACUUCUUAUCGAAGAACAUGGCAUGGAUCCACCAUUAUCCAUUCUCUGAUGCUGUUUGGUUCAUAUCAGUAAGGCUAACUAAAUCGGCUGCUGUUAAUAAGAUAUACAUGUUCUUCUUGCACCUAAUACCGGCCACGUUGGUCGAUGGGCUGGCCGUCUGCUUGGGGAGAAAGCCAAAGAUGCUAAAAGUAUACCGUAAGAUACACAAGUUUUCAUCGGUCCUGUCAUAUUUCUGUACGAGGGAAAUCAAAUUCUGCAACAGUCGGACGAGGGAACUGUGGGAGAAGACUUCUGAGGCCGAUAAGAAGAUAUAUCCAUUCAGCAUGAGCGAUUUGAACUGGGAGGAGUAUUUCCGCGACUACCUCGCGGGGAUCAGGAGGUAUUUGUUCAAGGAGAGCGAUGACACAUUACCUCAAGCCAGGAUUAAGUGGAAAAGGCCGAGGCUGCGGUGCCUCAUUGCACUUGUCCCGCAACCCCGGCUAAACAUCCGCCCUGUAGGGUCUGUGGUGGUCUAUUGGCUCUUAGAGGCGCGCGCGGAACGCUCGAGUUUGGUUCUGGUCCGGCGGCGAGCUACCUUUACUUACCGUCCAGACAUCCCGAUUACGGUGGCCGAUUACUGCGGCGACUGUGGAAAACUAUAUCAAACGACUGAGGUAGGCUCAGAAGAUCGCGCGACUAAUUAG
Messenger RNA from Spodoptera exigua (beet armyworm), 821 nucleotides. Lineage: Eukaryota; Metazoa; Arthropoda; Insecta; Lepidoptera; Noctuidae. The record is from the annotation of a GenBank genome assembly.